This is a messenger RNA of Hydractinia symbiolongicarpus, 1488 nucleotides long. RefSeq names its product transmembrane emp24 domain-containing protein-like. Gene Ontology annotation, biological process: intracellular protein transport; endoplasmic reticulum to Golgi vesicle-mediated transport; Golgi organization. The transcript has 4 exons. The record is from RefSeq and is a predicted model, not a curated record. Gene Ontology annotation, cellular component: endoplasmic reticulum-Golgi intermediate compartment; COPII-coated ER to Golgi transport vesicle; endoplasmic reticulum. Bases 100 to 693 code for a protein of 197 amino acids. Lineage: Eukaryota; Metazoa; Cnidaria; Hydrozoa; Anthoathecata; Hydractiniidae.
UCCCUUGCCUCGAUUAAUAAUGGUAGCCAUAAUCUUGAAUGGUUUGAAAGCUGAUCUUUGUUUCUAGCUAGAACAAAGUAGCUAGCUAUAGCUGGAAAGAUGUUAUCCUUAUUAUUUUUUUCACUGCUACUAAAUGGUUCUCUGGCCUAUUUUGUAAAUAUCGAUGCACACGGGGAAGAAUGUUUUCAUGACAGAGUCAAUCCAGGAACUCGAAUGGCUUUAAUGUUUGAAGUUGCAGAUGGUGGAUUUCUUGAUAUUGAUGUCAAGAUAGUUGGUCCUGAUCAAAAGGUGAUCUACCAAGGUGAACGAGAGACAAGUGGAAAAUAUACAUUUGCAGCUCACAUGGAAGGUGUAUACAAUUAUUGCUUCAGCAACAAAAUGUCAACAAUGACUCCUAAAAUAGUGAAAUUUAGUAUGGAUAUUGGUGAGCCACCAAAAGAUACUAGCAAGGAAGAUGCAGAACAUCAUGAUAAACUAAAUGAUAUGAUCCAGCAAUUAACAUUAUCAUUGGCUGGUGUCAAACAUGAGCAAGAAUAUAUGGAAGUUCGUGAUCGUGUACAUAGAGCCAUUAAUGACAGUACCAACAGUCGUGUUGUGUGGUGGGCGUUUUUUGAAAGUUUGAUCCUUGUAUGUAUGACUUUGGGACAAGUCUAUUAUCUGAAGAGAUUCUUUGAAGUUAGAAGAGUUAUAUAGAAGCAUAAGAAGAGAUUAGAAUUUUUAUAUUGCUGUAAAUUGCGUAGAAGAUUUUGUGAGAAAGAAUUCAACCUAUCUAAAAAACAGCUUAAAAAAACAUUUCUUGAAAUUUUUUGUCUGGUUUGUAUACUGCUACAAAAUGGUAUAUGAGAGUUGGUUAUUAUUGUUGUAUUUUUCUUUAAUUUUUCUUUAAUGAUUUUACACGUUUUUUUACAAGAAAUACUUUUUGGGUUCAGUCUCGGUGCAUUUAACUUUUAUGAAGAUUUUUUGCAAAUUUCUGUUAUUUAAGAAGGAUCCCUGGCAAUAUAUUAAUUGACUCUUUGAAUUUUCUCUAUAUUCUGCGAGUUGAUAGUUGAAAGUACCUACAACCUCAGCCUCGUCUGAAAACUUUGUGUUUCUUAUAGAAAAUAGUGUAAUGUAAUAAUAAUUUCCCCUUUUUUUCCCUUUUUCAUGCUUUCUUACAGAAAUGAUGACAGUUUAUUUAUCAACUUUUAUUUCUGUGACAAACUAAAUGAUUGCAGUACGGUAAUAGUAAAUAUGUUUUUUGUUUGUGAAUAAAUAAAAAAAAAAGAUGUUUAAAAUUUUAAAGCAAAAGCUAUUCAGAAAAUAUCCAUCAUCAUUGCGAGGGUGAAUAUUUUCCGAAAAACUACAUGUAAACGCACAAUCACUCUGUGCCAAUAUGAACAUUCAUGCCGGCAUAAGUUAUAUGUUUUCUAUAUGAACAUAAAUAAUAUUAUCUUGAGACUUGCUCUAAAGAUAAUUAUUUUCUUGACGGAUAGACAAUGAGCGUCUUCG